This is a messenger RNA of Mus pahari (shrew mouse), 6635 nucleotides long. RefSeq names its product transmembrane O-mannosyltransferase targeting cadherins 1 (gene Tmtc1). NCBI's taxonomy places the organism in Eukaryota, Metazoa, Chordata, Mammalia, Rodentia, Muridae. The coding region runs from base 123 to 2837 and encodes 904 amino acids. Gene Ontology annotation, biological process: protein O-linked glycosylation via mannose; RNA processing. The transcript is spliced from 19 exons. The record is from RefSeq and is a predicted model, not a curated record. Gene Ontology annotation, molecular function: mannosyltransferase activity; protein binding.
AGCACCGGGCGCCCGGGCGGGGACAGUGGGCGCGCGAUGCCUGAGCCAAGCAGGCCGCCGCGCGCCCGGGUCCCGGCCGGGGAGGAUGCGCGCCGCGCGGGAGCGGCCGUGCGGGUGGUGCGAUGCUGGUGACCCGCGGGGACCGCGGCGGCGGGGAGCGCGCGCCCUCGCGGCGCCCGCGCUGCGGGCUGGUUCCAGCGGGGGCCGCGGCGCUGCUAGCUGGGGCCAGCUGCCUUUGCUACGGCCGCUCGCUGCGGGGCGAGUUUGUGCACGACGAUGUGUGGGCGAUCGUGAACAACCCCGACGUGCGGCCCGGGACCCCACUGCGCUGGGCCAUCUUCGCUAACGACUUCUGGGGCAAGGGCCUGGCGGACAGCACCAGCCACAAGUCCUAUCGGCCACUGUGCGUGCUGUCCUUCAGGCUAAACAUAUUUCUGACUGGCAUGAACCCUUUCUACUUCCAUGCGGUCAAUGUCAUUCUGCACUGCCUGGUGACCCUUGUGCUGAUGUAUACCUGUGAUAAAACAGUCUUCAAGAAUCGCGGACUGGCAUUCGUCACAGCCCUUCUCUUUGCGGUGCACCCUGUCCACACUGAGGCGGUGGCUGGCAUUGUGGGCAGAGCUGAUGUGCUAGCGUGCCUCCUGUUCCUGCUGGCCUUUCUUUCCUACCAAAGGAGUCUGGAUCAGGGCUGUGCAGGGCAGUGCUUCCCCCCGACGGCUUCUCCCUUCUUCCUGCUGCUCAGUUUGUUUCUGGGGACCUGUGCCAUGCUGGUGAAGGAGACAGGCGUCACCGUGUUUGGAGUCUGCUUGGUUUAUGAUCUCUUCUCCCCCUCCCACAAGCAGGACAAGUUGAGCAAUGGGGCAGUCUGUCAGCACAGCUCCGGGCAGCCAGGGAGCCCCCAGCCUUCCUCUCAGCAAGCCCACCCCCACCGUGAGAGCAGAAAGCAGCGCUUCUCACACAAAGACUCCUGGGGAGGCUACCAUUCACCAUUGCCACCAGAGCCCAAGAGCAGUGGAUUCCCCGUGUCCCAGAGAGCAGUGUGGUCUCUGAUGAGGUGUCUGACUAGAAGUACCAACAGAAAUUCCCUUCUUACCUUGAGACCGUUUUUAAAGCGGGCCCUUUUGGUCAUCAGUUAUGUGAUUGUCAUUUUGUAUUUCCGCCUGUGGAUAAUGGGAGGAACUAUGCCCCUCUUCUCAGAGCAGGACAAUCCAGCUUCAUUCUCGCCGUACAUCCUUACAAGGUUCCUUACCUAUUCCUACCUCCUGGCCUUCAAUGUAUGGCUUCUGCUGGCACCCAUCACCCUGUGCUACGACUGGCAAGUGGGCAGUAUCCCUCUGGUGGAGACCAUAUGGGAUGUGAGGAACCUUGCUACCAUCCUUCUGGCAGUGGUGAUGGCCUUACUGAGCCUGCACUGUGUGGCAGCCUUCAAGAAGCUGGAGCACAAGGAAGUGUUGGCCGGCUUGCUGUUCCUCGUGUUCCCGUUCAUUCCAGCCAGCAACCUCUUCUUCAGGGUGGGCUUUGUGGUGGCCGAGAGAGUCCUGUACAUGCCUAGCAUGGGCUACUGCAUUCUGUUUGUGCAUGGACUGAGUAAGCUCUGUGCUGGGCUGAGCCGGUGCGGGGCCACCUCCCUGAUGGCGUCCACUGUGUUGCUGCUGCUGCUGUUUUCCUGGAAAACUGUGAAGCAGAAUGAAAUUUGGCUGUCAAGAGAGUCCUUAUUCAGGCUGUACCCACGCCAUGCAAGUGCUCUGAACAACCUUGGGACACUGACAAAGGACAUGGCAGAAGCGAAGAUGUACUACCAGAAGGCAUUGCAGCUCCAUCCUCAGCACAACCGUGCACUUUUCAAUCUGGGGAAUCUCCUCAAGUCCCAGGAGAAAACAGAAGAAGCCAUCGUGCUGCUGAAGGAAUCCAUUAAGUAUGGUCCAGAUUUUGCUGAUGCCUAUUCAAGCUUGGCUUCCCUACUGGCUGAGCAGGAAAGAUUUAAGGAAGCUGAGGACGUCUACCAGGCUGGAAUAAAGAACUGUCCAGACAGCUCAGACUUACACAACAACUACGCAGUUUUCUUAGUUGACUCUGGCUUUCCUGAGAAGGCCGUGGCUCACUACCAGCAGGCCAUCCAGCUCAGCCCAAGCCAUCAUGUGGCUGUGGUGAAUCUUGGCCGACUCUACAGGUCCCUGGGAGAGAACAGCAAGGCUGAAGAGUGGUACAGACGUGCCCUGAAGGUGGCCCGCACAGCUGAGGUACUGUCACCUCUGGGAGCACUCUAUUACAACACUGGCCGACACAAAGAGGCACUGGAAGUGUACAGGGAAGCUGUCUCACUCCAGCCUUCCCAGAGGGAUCUCCGCCUGGCUCUGGCACAGGUUUUAGCAGUGAUGGGUCAGACCAAAGAAGCUGAAAAGAUAACGGUCCACAUAGUCUCUGAGGAGCCCAGGUGCCUGGAGUGCUACCGCCUCCUGUCAGCAAUCCACAGCAAGCAGGAGCACCACGAGAAGGCACUCGAGGCCAUAGAGAAGGCUCUUCAACUGAAGCCCAAGGACCCAAAAGUCAUAUCUGAACUUUUCUUUACAAAAGGAAACCAGCUAAGAGAACAGAACCUUCUGGACAAAGCUUUUGAGAGCUAUGAAGCUGCUGUGACCCUGGAUCCUGACCAGGCACAGGCAUGGAUGAACAUGGGUGGCAUCCGGCACAUCCAGGGAAGCUAUGUGUCUGCAAGGGCCUAUUAUGAGAGAGCCCUGAAGCUGGUUCCAGACAGCAAGCUGCUGAAGGAAAAUCUGGCCAAGCUGGAUCGCCUGGAGAGGAGAUUACAAGAAGUCAGAGAACGGGAUCAAACAUAGAUCAAGAAAGGACUCAAUCACGUGGGACUCAGCAGGCUGGAAGAGGACAGAGUUGGGGAGGCCUUGCUUACACACAGCAGGAUCUGCCAGCCAGGCAGUCCUCUCCUGGUGGCACAGUGGGAGUCAGUCAUUGAUGACUGUGCUGAAAGAGUUGUUUCCAUGAAGAGACAAACAGCAGAGGAGAAUACACUGUCUGCAGGGAAGGGAGAUAGCAAGUGCACGCUUUGCCCGCUCCUGUGUGACUCCCAGUCCCAGGAUAUUAGGCAGUGCUUUGGCAGCAAAUAGUGACCUCCAUUCUUACGAUAGCCCAGAAAUACAGAAGAUUCAAAGACCUGUAAACACAGCAGCUGUUCCUAAGAAAGGAUGUUUUCUCUGAAGUCAGCCCUUGAAAAUCCACUUGUGCAAGUUCAGUUAAUUCUCAAGAAUCUAGAGUUGAUGGUGAAGAGCAUUGGUAGAGCCCUGUGGAUGGCAGGGGAGCAGAGCACUUGAUAGCUGGGCUUGGGCUAAUAUCCCUCAGAGUAUCACUAAGCACCUUUGGAGAAGUACAUUAAAUUCUACUCUGGUAUAUGUUUUUUCUAGUGCCUAAAACACCUAGAUGGAAUCUUCUAGAAUUGUAUGUGGCUAUGUUUAUCUCUACAGGAAAGUCAAAGCUCAGCACCCUUGAUUCUUUAUGGAAGUGUUUUAAAUGUUUGAACUGUAUUCCAGGUUUCACCAGUGUCUUGUCUCCACUCUGAACCUUCUGAGUGCAUUACCACUGAGGUUGGGACCCUGAAAUGUUGAUCAGGUGUGGAGCUGUGGGCUGCAUUCUGCACAGAAGUGUUAAAGGGUCAGUCCAGAGAAGGGCUCUACUUUAUUCUCUUAAGAUCAAGACUUGUGAGAUUUAUUGUUUUUGAAAGAUAUACUUGAGCACUGAAGAAACUUUACAUUGUGUUACAGAAUUCCUCAUAGACUCUUUUAAGAUGAGGGAAAAGAGCUCUGUCAUUGACUUUUGAAGUUUACUGAGGAUUCUGUACUUAAAACACAAGUGAGUUUGGAUACUUCAUAGAGAAUACUCUAAAACUCUAGGAUGAAGUCAAAAUUCAUAAUUUUUUAAAAAUAUAUUUAUAUUUAAAUAAGACAAAGUUGAAAUCACAAUUUGACAUUAUUUUUAGUGUUAUUUAUUGGAUAACUUAUAAAAUAUUUAAUAUAUAUCCAUAAUUCUUGUUUUUUUCCUCUGUACAUAGUCAUUUUGAUAGCAGCUCUCAAAACCGAGCAUAUGAAAAUUGCAAGAUAGGAAAGCUUUCACAGUCUCCCUAAAUCAUAUUGGUUAUUUGCCAAUAAAACUAAUGGAGUUAGGGUCAGCUCAGUGUUUGGGGAGGGAAGGAGUUGGAAGGGCUCAUCACUGAAAACAAAACACCACAGGCCAUGCAGGUCCUGAUGCUGAGCCAGCCACCACACAGACAUGACAGGUGGAAAGCAAAAACAUGUCACCAGUGCAGCCAGGCCCGAGGGAAACCCUCUGCUGCUUACAGUAAGCCCAGCAUCCGGAUGCAGUGCCUCCGUGUGUCGUUUCUGUAGCAGGUAAGCUGAAGUAAAUGGCUGAAAAUGUAUUUGGAAAGGAAUGGUGAGGGAGUUGAUCCAACACACACCUGUUUUGGGGGGGGGCAGUAUUUGUCACCUGGUUUCUCUCAACAUUACCUAAAUUAAAAUAUCAUAAAUUGAUCUAGAAACUUAUUUUUUACAUCUAAGAUAUAAAUCUUUACUCCCAAAGUCAAAAAGUGUACUGUAGUGUUUAUUAUAAAAUAAUUCCUAGCCCCUAAGUUGGAUGGCAGGGACCCUUGGUAAAAGUUACCUCUUAGUUAUAAUAGUAUUUAACAAAAUGGAUGCAUUUAAAAGUAAUGGGAUAGAUUGAACUACAACAUUUGACAGGCCUUACAGAAAGUGCUUCAGAAGGUCUCAGUAUACACUUGCUAGAAUAAAAAGGCAACUAUAACGUAAACCUUUCAGAGGAGAAAAAGCCACAUGACAUCUAGGAGACUGCUGUCUCUGGGCCUCUCUUCUUUCUCAUUUGUCUCCCCACUUUGGCAUCUCCUGAAGCAGUAAAAAUAAGCACUGCUUACAAAGAAAAGCAAAGCCAGCUUGCUUUGUUGGCCUAGAUAUUUUGGGUCCUUUAUUGAAAUGAGCCAGUGAGAUAACUUCCAUGGUUGAAACGUUUCCUGUGAGAAGAUCAAUUGCAAACUGCUUGAGUGUAUUUUGUAAGAUGCUGUUUGGUCCUUGUGGCGUGGACUGGUAAGUGGGAGUCACCUUUAUUACAGUAGAAACAGACCCUGGCGUCUCAUGAAAACGCAUCUGCUUUGCCUUCAGCAAGCUUAUGCCCCAUGGUGACUGGAGAGCCUGUUCUGAAGCUUAGGGGCAGAGCUGGCUUUGUCCUAGCAGUGUCUUGUCAUGGGUACUGAGACUAAGACCCAGGACCUGUGCACACCAGGAAACACUCUCCCUCUGAGCUCUGUCCUCAGCCAAAUUUACUCUUCAUGUUUUUUGGGUUUUUUUUUUUGUGUGUGUGUGUGUCCAGCCCCAUGUCUCAGAAUUCUGAACUAUGCCUUAGGUAGGAAGGAAACAAAGAACAAAUCAGGGUUUGCUUUACCUGUUCUGAACCCCCACCUAGCAUCCCUGAAGUUCUUCCUUCCUUACACACAGAGCCCUUAACACACAUCCUUGUAGCCCCUCCCACCACCGCCAUUCCUUGUCAGGCCUGUCCUUCAUCGUACCUAGACCCAGGCAAAGUCAUGAAAUCCACACACAUGGCAGUCCAUUCAUGUGCCCAUUGACUUGGAGGUUAUUUGGUUAGGAUUUUUCAAAAUGAUUCAAAUGAUAUGAUGCCAUUUAUAAAACCUGAUUUGGUGGUGGAACGCGGGUGAAUGGACCAAAAAUAUGGAGACCAUGGGGAUAGUGCUCUUUGAGGCCUGGGGGCCCUUGUCUGUCUGUGUGGUUCCGGGGUUGGAACUUCAUGCAUGCCAGGGGAGCCUUGUAUCACUGGCUACCAGUGACAUCUCAGCCCUAGAGUUGUUUCUUUUGAAGUUUUGUCUACAUUAGUAUGCAGGUUCUCUUUUGAAGUCUACAGCAGAAUUUCACAGGCUUUUUGCAGCUUUCAGCCAAGACUACAUAAAAAUUCUAAACCACACUGUAGAAGCCAACCUGAGGUGACUAAACUGAGGGAGAAAAGAAAGUAAAUGUCCCAUUUCUUGUGACUGUUAGCAGACAGUUUAUAUCCUGAUUACAGAGCAGCAUGGGUCAGUAGGGAGGUCCUCCCUCCAGCACAGGACCUCCCAGCACUGGCUGCCUUUAGAGAACAACUAGGACCCUUCCUCUGGUGCUAGCAAAGUCCUGCAGGGCUGAGCACUUUAACUAAGGAGGUUUGUGACUUUUACCAAGGGGAUGUCAGUAAAAUGACAAUUCUAUUUCUAGAUUAGAUUAAAAAUAUGCCAAAGAAUUCUAAAGAAUGAGUCAUUGCCCCAUGGAUUGUUCAACGCCAUUACUCCUAGACAGACUGGGAGGUGGCUGAGUGGGGUGGCUUUAUGCUUGUGGCCACUGGACUAUAAUUUGCCCUUCUAUUUAGAUAAUGCUUGGGUGUCAGAUGGAGAGGCACCACCUUGCUAUGUGCAUGUACCAGGCAAGGUACCAAAGAUAACACAUGAAAAACAAAACCAUGAUUUCUUUGGGCUCUUAGAAGGUGUCCCUGGCUCAGUGUCUGCCUGCCCCCCCCCCCCACCUGGCACAGACACUGGGGCUUUGUCCUUUUGUUCUUGAUUAUAUUUAUUC